This is a messenger RNA of Colias croceus (clouded yellow), 794 nucleotides long. It is a transcript of the gene CPR1, whose product is annotated as larval cuticle protein LCP-30-like. Bases 137 to 721 code for a protein of 194 amino acids. The transcript is spliced from 4 exons. Gene Ontology annotation, cellular component: chitin-based extracellular matrix. The record is from RefSeq and is a predicted model, not a curated record. Gene Ontology annotation, molecular function: structural constituent of chitin-based larval cuticle. NCBI's taxonomy places the organism in Eukaryota, Metazoa, Arthropoda, Insecta, Lepidoptera, Pieridae.
UAUUCUCUAAGGAGUGUACACACGAGUUGGAUAGAUUUCCGCUAGUGAUCGCAACCGUUGCAGUGCACGAGUGAACCUUUGAACUGUAACCGUUUUAGUGAUUUUUUGGAAAUAUUAUUUAGUGCGUACCUACAGGAUGAUUUCGCUAGUGUGUGUUUUCGCAUUCUGCGCCGUAGCAGCCUUCGGCUCGCCUAUCGAAGACGGCAGAUGGAAUCCUUAUAAAUAUGGAGACAGUGGCAAGUAUAUACCUACCAACGAAGGUAAAUACAUCCACAUACCCAAUCCAUACAUACACAUAGACAACCCGUACGACGGUGGUUAUGGCCCAUACGCUCAUAUGUACGAGCCUUAUGUCAGCGAAGCGACCCAGGAUACCUACCGACUUGUUCUAACGCCGCCUAAAGAUAUCCCCUUCUAUAAGGACGGCUACUAUAAGAACAAUGGAAUCAAGAUCAUCAGCCAGAAGCACAACUACAAAGAGGACAAAUACGACUUCGAUUUCGAAACUGAGAACAAAAUCCGCGCCAAGGAGAACGCAGUUUUGAAGAACCCCAACACGAUCGACGAAGGAAUCGCAUCAAAAGGUUUCUACGAAUACAUCGGGCCUGACGGUUUCAUGUACAGAGUUGACUACACCGCCGACGAGAAUGGUUUCCGUCCCAAAGUGAAGAGGCUAGAAACUCCGUACUCUGGCAAAUGGGUGCUAGAAAAAGUCAACUAAAUCAAUACCUAUAAGCACCAAAAACGUAAACCUAAUACUUUCCUCACUACAUAUAUCAGUAUUUUCAAAGCGG